AAUAUUGGUUCACCAGAUAGUAAAACAUCAGAUAAUGAGAUAUACAAUUUUUUACCUCUUUCUCAGCCUGAAAAUCUUCAGUUUCUUGUCAAGCAGCUACUCAAAGAUUUUUAUAAUGCAAAAUUCUCUUUGUUUUAUUCUGGUAAAGAUUUGUUAUUCUUUUCAGAUGAUUACAAUAAAAAUGAUAACAUUAGAA
Molecule: messenger RNA, 196 nt
Organism: Scutellospora calospora
Lineage: Eukaryota; Fungi; Glomeromycota; Glomeromycetes; Diversisporales; Gigasporaceae
Source: the annotation of a GenBank genome assembly